Messenger RNA from Callorhinchus milii (elephant shark), 7094 nucleotides. It is a transcript of the gene col5a2b, whose product is annotated as collagen, type V, alpha 2b. Gene Ontology annotation, molecular function: extracellular matrix structural constituent; protein binding. Lineage: Eukaryota; Metazoa; Chordata; Chondrichthyes; Chimaeriformes; Callorhinchidae. The transcript is spliced from 54 exons. Bases 188 to 4681 code for a protein of 1497 amino acids. The record is from RefSeq and is a predicted model, not a curated record.
GAUUUCAGGGAAGAGGCAGGAGAAGGAGAGUUGCCAAGAAUUAUCCCAUUUAAAGCUUUUCCAGUAGAAGGAAUUUUGCAGAGUCUAAGCUGGGCCUGGGACUGAAAGAAGGAAGACAUUGACUUGAUGUUCGUAUACUGAUACUCAACCACUCAUUUGCACAGACUCUCAUGUCUGAUAUUUAGACAUGGGGACCCUGGUGCACAUUGGGAAUUUGCUGCUUUUUGCCAUUACACUGGCACAAUUAAGACUGGUAAAAAGUCAGGACAGUGGACUACACUAUGAAGACUUUGAAGAUGAAAUGAGCUGCACUCAAAAUGGCCAGUUAUACCAAAACAGGGACGUAUGGAAGCCACAGCCCUGUCAAAUCUGCGUAUGCGAUGAAGGAAACAUACUGUGUGAUGAGAUCAUUUGCGAUGACUUAAUUGGAUGUGAAAACUCUGUCAUUCCAUUCGGCGAAUGCUGUCCUGUGUGCCAGUCUAUCUCCCAAAAUCCAAACAUGGGCAGAGGUAUGAAGGGAGAGAAAGGUGAACCAGGAGAAGUCCGGAGAGUUGUUGGAAUAAGAGGACGUCAAGGCCCACAAGGACCAUCAGGCUUACAGGGACCAAGGGGUUCAGAAGGGCAAAAGGGACCAAGAGGUUUAUUUGGACCUCCUGGACCUGAUGGUGUACCUGGAAUUCCUGGCUCUCCUGGUGCUCCUGGUCCUCCCGGACAGCCAACCCAUCCGGGCUAUCAAGGUCAACUUUCAUCUCAGUUGGCUGGUGGUUUAGAUGAGAAAUCAGGCUUACGUGGUCAAUUAGGAAUGGUGCCUGGAUCUUCAGGUGAAAUAGGACCAAGAGGACCUCCUGGAUUAAUGGGAUCACCUGGCCCCAUGGGAAUCCCUGGGGUUAAUGGAGAACCUGGUGAUUUGGGUCCAUUGGGUGGGGUUGGUUCUCGCGGUCCUUCGGGACCAAUUGGAAAGCCUGGAGCAGAUGGUGAAGCUGGAAAGUCAGGGGAACCUGGUGAGCAAGGAUUUCUAGGCUCUCCCGGCUCCCGAGGAUUCCCAGGUGCUCCCGGUCAGCCAGGUAUCAAGGGUCGGAGAGGGCACAAAGGCCUUUUUGGCCCUAAAGGUGAAGUUGGAGCUGCAGGCCAGAAGGGUGAACAUGGUUAUCUUGGUGCCAUGGGGCCUCCUGGUUCAUCGGGUCCGAGAGGUAUUCCUGGUGAAAGGGGUCGGCUGGGACCUCAAGGUUCCCCUGGUACUCGUGGUGCGAUUGGCAUGCCUGGUCUGCCUGGUGGUUCGGGUCCAAUUGGUUUAAAGGGUCCUUCUGGUUUCCCAGGUCGACCAGGGGUGAAGGGUGAAGCCGGGCCAACAGGAGUCCGUGGUCCUGAAGGACCCCAGGGACAAAGAGGUGAACCAGGCCCACAGGGCUCAACUGGAUCUACAGGCAACCUUGGGCCAGUUGGUAUGGAUGGAGGUUUUGGUGUUAAAGGCCCAACUGGCUCGCCAGGGCUGAGUGGUGCUCAUGGUCUCCUAGGACCACAUGGAUCUACUGGUCCACAAGGGAACACUGGACCUCCAGGAAUUAAAGGUCAAAUGGGAGAAUCAGGACAAACGGGAUACAAGGGAGACAGUGGUGCUAAGGGCGAGCCUGGUCCUCAAGGUCCACAAGGUUUGCUCGGUCCUAUUGGUGAAGAAGGCAAGAGAGGAUUUCGUGGAGAUCCUGGUACUAUUGGCGUGCAAGGUUCAGUUGGAGAAAGAGGUUCCCCAGGUAAUCGCGGUUUUCCAGGUCAAGAUGGACUACCAGGUCCAAAGGGUGCUCAGGGACAGCGUGGUAUAACCGGACCAUCGGGUCCUAAAGGAGCUGCAGGUAACCCAGGCCGCCUUGGUGAGCGUGGUCUCCCGGGUGCAAGGGGUCUUACAGGAAACUCAGGAGGUCAGGGUCCUGAGGGCAAACCUGGAGCAACGGGUCCACCUGGAGAGGAAGGACGCACAGGUUCAUUGGGGUCUAUAGGACUAAGAGGUCUAGCUGGUGCUAUGGGCUUAGUAGGACAAAGGGGUAACAGUGGUGACUUUGGUAAGACUGGGGAGAGAGGUUCACCUGGUGUCCCAGGACAGAGAGGUAUACCUGGCAAGGAUGGGGAGACUGGUCCUCAAGGCCAUAUUGGCCCACCGGGUCCAGCAAGUGAUAGAGGAGAACAAGGUCCACCUGGCCCACCAGGUUUCCAGGGUCUGCCAGGACCUCCUGGGCCUCCUGGUGAAUCGGGCAAGCCUGGUGAUGAGGGUAUCCCAGGCGACCUCGGUCCUCUCGGCCCGCUGGGACCAAGGGGUGAACGUGGCAUUCCAGGCGAGCGUGGCACACUUGGGACCCGUGGUCUGCAGGGGCCAAGGGGCAUAGCUGGUGCAGCUGGCAAAGAUGGAGCAAAGGGUCUUACUGGGCCAACGGGAUCUACCGGAGAUCUGGGACCUCCGGGGCUGCAGGGUAUGCCAGGGGAGCGAGGGAUUGCUGGGCCUUUAGGUUCUAAGGGUGAUCGAGGUAUUCCUGGAGUGAAAGGGGCUGAAGGCAAUCCUGGGAAUGAUGGUGCUCGAGGUCUCCCUGGUGCUCCUGGUCCCUUUGGUAUUUCUGGUCCAUCUGGGGAAAAGGGUGAACCUGGUCCUAGCGGACCACCUGGUCCUCUGGGUUCCCGUGGAUCUCCUGGGUCUCGUGGCGAGGCUGGUUCCACUGGAGCUGCCGGAUUUGCGGGAUCGCCUGGUGCUGAUGGUCAGCCUGGAGUUAAAGGUGAGACCGGUGAGCCUGGUCAGAAAGGUGAUGCUGGUUCUCCAGGCCCACAAGGUCUAGCAGGAUCUCCUGGCCCCCCAGGUCCUAGUGGUGUCACAGGUCUAAAAGGUGGUCGUGGUACCAAGGGGCCACUUGGGCCCACCGGAUUUCCUGGACCUGCAGGUAGAGUUGGACCACCUGGAUCCCCCGGUGACCCUGGUCCAGCGGGUCCUUUAGGGGCGCCUGGAAAGGAAGGUUUUCCCGGUCUGCGAGGAGACACUGGUCCUCGUGGAAAGAUUGGGGAUCAUGGACCUCCUGGGUCAGGUGGUAGCCCUGGUGAUAAAGGUGAUCCUGGAGACGAUGGCCCCACAGGUCCAGAUGGUCCUCCAGGUCCUCAAGGUACGACUGGACAAAGAGGUAGUGUAGGUCUGCCUGGCCAACGUGGGGAAAGAGGAAUGCCUGGCCUCCCAGGCCCAGGAGGACAACCUGGAAAACAAGGGCCAACUGGUUCUCCUGGUGAAAGAGGUCCUUCGGGCCCUGUUGGUCCUGCUGGUGCACACGGACCCGCUGGUGAACCCGGUCAAGAUGGAAGCCAAGGCGUUGAUGGGCCUACGGGUCGCGAUGGACGUCCAGGCGAGCUGGGAGAUCGUGGUGAUUCUGGACCUGGAGGUGUCCCUGGUGUUCAGGGGAAUCCCGGCUCCCCGGGUCCCGUUGGUCCAACGGGGGAGGCAGGUGUGAGAGGUCAAACGGGAUCUCGUGGCCCAUUGGGCCCUUCGGGUCGAGCUGGGGCUCGUGGCCUGCCAGGUCCUCAAGGUCCCAGGGGUGAUAAAGGUGAAGGAGGAGUUUCAGGUGACCGAGGUCAGAAAGGUCAUCGUGGAUUUACUGGUUUACAAGGCCUUCCUGGUCCCCCUGGUACCCCAGGUCAGCAGGGUGGUCCUGGUCUUCAAGGGCCAUUUGGUCCCAGAGGAUCAGUUGGACCAGUUGGUCCUCCUGGUAAAGAAGGAUAUAUUGGUGCCUCUGGGCCUAUCGGGCCACCAGGUUCUCGAGGAAAUUUUGGAGAAUCUGGCCCUGAGGGUCCUCCCGGCGAAGAAGGUCCCCCUGGCCCUCCUGGUUCUCCUGGUCCUCCUACUGCUGCUUAUGAGGAUUACGCUGGAUUUUAUGAGCGAGAUACAAACAAAGACUAUAUGGUAGAUGUACUAAAUGCUGAUGAGACGUUUGAAACUGCUAAGAAAGAUUCGGGGGUCGAGACUACCCUGAAGUCAUUGAGUAGUCAAUUGGAAACCAUGCGUAGCCCAGAUGGUUCCAAAAGCAAUCCAGCUCGAACAUGUCAGGAUCUCAAACUAUGUCACCCAGAAAAGGGGAGUGGGCUAUAUUGGGUGGACCCUAACCAGGGUUGUGUUGAGGACGCUGUUAAAGUAUUCUGUAAUAUGGACAGUGGUGAGACCUGUAUUCACGCUGACCCAUCUGAAAUACCAAGCAAAACAUGGUGGAGCAAAAGGAAUGGCAAAGAUGAUAGACAUUUAUGGUUUGGUAUCUUUAUGAAUGGUGGAUCCCAGUUCACAUAUGGGGACCGAGAACAGUCCUCGAAUACUGUCACAAUCCAGUUGACAUUCCUUCGCCUUCUAUCCAAGGAGGCUUCCCAAAAUAUUACCUAUAAUUGUAAAAACAGUGUUGGUUACAUGGAUGAUCAAACUGGCAAUCUUAAGAAAGCCUUAAUCCUUAAGAGUGCCAAUGACAUUGAAAUCAAAGCACAGGGAAAUAACCGAUAUAAAUACACUGUCCUGGAAGACAGCUGCACAAAACAUACAGGAGGUUGGGGCAAAACAGUCUUUGAGUAUCGAACACAGAGCACAGCACGCCUGCCUAUUGUGGAUAUUGCGCCCAUGGAUAUUGGUGGUUCAGAUCAGGAAUUCGGCUUUGAAAUUGGCCCUGUCUGCUUCUUGUAAAAUAAAAAGACUUGGAGACUUUGAAGACAUUCCUGGACUCUUGAACUAAUGGCUGAUUCAAUCAGCACUGUACAUACAAGUAUUUAGAACUUCCUGGCCUUCAAAACCAAUUAUUUAUUUUUCAUAUGAACCCCAUUGGUAAAAUUAAGAUGUGAUUAAAAACUGAUUUUGUGCAGUUUUUAGUACCACGACAAUCUACGAAUGCCCCUUAUUACAACAGGAGUCGAAAUAGUAAGGUCUUCACUACAAAAUCCAAAGAGAGUUCUAAAAUCUCGACUCAGAACUCUUUAAGGUUUCAUCUAUUAUGUCUUGCCUAUAAAUCAGAUUAUGCUCAUAUAUAAAACUUGCACACCACUUUUACAAAGAUGUAGUUUAAAGAAUCCCCUAGUUUAAGCUACCUCAUCUCUGCCAGAAGCUAGGAUGCAUUGAUGCUUGUUUUAUUCAUUUCUUUUCCAAGGUGCUAAUAUUCCCAGGGCUUCCUUCUGUGUUUGUUUACAGAACCAGGAGACAGAGUAAAGAUAUGAUGGUGCUAGAUACAAAAAAAAUCAAAAUUUCUUGUAAUCUUUGAUGAAGUAGCUGUAACCCUACAACAAAUUGCCAUGUUAAUAGCCAUUUUAAUAUAGCAGUUGUGUCUACAUUCUUUAAGUAUGGAUGAUGUUUCUGAUAUCAGUUAGUAAAAGAAAUGUCCACAAGAACUUUCAAGUAAAGCAUGUAGACAGAUCCAAUUUUGCAUUGUUUCUUUUCUCUCUCCCUUCAAAGAUGUUCUUUAAUUCUCCAAUAAAAAGAACCAUUUUACAAGGAAACCAGAAAUAUAAUUUGGUUGACUUAAUUGAAUAUUUUUUCAAAUAAUGAUUUAUAAACAUUCAUAAAAUAGUUAACUCAUGCCUUAAUUUGCCUCUCACUCCAACCUGCUUAUUGCUGUUGUUUUACAGCAUAUUGCAAUGUGCUUAUUAGACAAUGUAUCAUUCGUGGAAGUCAUAUUGUCUGAACCAUUUAUUAAAUUCAAUAAAAGUAGUUUAAAACAAAGCUUUCAGAUUUAGUGGAUAGAAAUGAAAGUAUAAUUUAGAACAAGUUGUUAUUUACAUUAGUAUCAGGAUACAAUAUUACGUUCGUACAAAGAUAUUCUUGACCGAGAUACAAAGAUAAAGAUAUUCAAGUGGCAAAUAGUAUCAUCUUUAUUCUGACAUAGUGAUUCCGGUUGAAUCAGUGAAUUAUUUCUUCGUAGAAUUAAUGGUCAGGUGCUAAUCUACUCCACUUUGUGGAGUCACUGUAGCUCAGUGGUUAGAGCACUCGCUUUGCAAGUGAGAGACCUGAGUUCAAUUCCAGGCAGAGGGCGAAACCUUGGGCAAGUUUCCUUACUCCACACAGAGCCUAAUAAUAAUCCCUCCAAAAAAAAAACAAUAAUAAAUUGGUCAUUUUCAAUCCAUGACUGUUUGUGGGACAUUGCUGUGCGCAAUUGGCUGCCGCGUUCGCUCAUAAAUAUACAGUCAAUUCACUUUACAGUAUAUUCUGUGAAGCGCUUUGGGACGUCUAGAAGACGUGAAAAGCGCUAUAUCAAAUGCAAGGAUUAUUAUUAUUAUAUUAUUACUCUGUCCUUCAACAUGCUACCAUAAGAGUGACUAACUUGGAUGAAUUUGCACCACAAAAACACUCAUAAAGGGAGAAAUUGCACCUGGGUCUGGAUUUACUCUUAUUCAUGUAGUGUUUUAGAGCAUCCAGAAUUUGGCAAAUUGUUGAAUUCAGUUUUUAACUUUCAAGCUGGUUUUCUGUUGUUUUUUAAAAGAAAUUGCAGAAAAACAGCUUCAAAAUUGCGGCUGAGUUUAAGAAUCUGUCAUAUUCUGCACAUUCAAAAGCGGUAAAUACAUAAAAUACAUCCAGAUCCAGGUGGAAUUUCUGCCGAGUAGUUGCUCCUUCAUCUCAAUAGUUAUUUGGUGGGAUUCUCUCUCAUGGACCUUGAAGGAGAGAAUUCUGCUUAUUUUCUGACAGUUUAAGCUUUUCACGAAACAAAAGCUUUUUAUUUUUAUUUCACAAUACGUUUGUAUUUUGUUUGCAUUAUAGUACCUUUUGGUUUCCUUUAUGUAAGCAUUUAAAGUAUCAUUGAGAGAAUGUUUGGUAUGAAGGCAACUUAAUUAAUAUUCAUAACAAAAUGCUUCAGCAAUGUAUUAUUCAAACACAUUUGGUGCUAAUUGGAAUAGGAACGUAUAUCGUCAGGUGGAUCAGAGUGUUAUUCAGAAUUCUUAGGCACAAAACGUCACUCUUGUCAGAGACUUGUAUAGCACUUUGCCUGCCAUGCUUUUUGGGAGGGAGCCUUAUGUGUUUAAUUUGCUGUAAGACUCAAUUUAACCAUUGAGUUUCAAUGCAACUGCUUUUAUGUAAUACUUCAAAUGAAUAGGAAAAUUAAAUGUUAAAGCAA